AGUCGUUUGUUGAUCCAACGGGCGUUCGGGUCUACGUGCGAGUGUUCGUGCGUAUAGGGAAAAAAAAAGAAAGAUAGGAGAGAUAGACAGAUAGAUAGAUAGGCAAAGAGAAAGAGAGAAAGAACUAAAAAAAAAAGAAGUAAAGUGUCCUCGUCAUAGACAAGUGAAAUUUUGGAAGCAGCUCGAAGGAGGAUUUAUCGAUCUUUUUCGAUGAUCGUCCAUGUCUUCAGAAGAGGAUUAGUGUAGUUGUAGAAGAAUUUUAAGCAAGUUAACGUAACAGUGCUUGAUCUAUCUGAAAAACAAUUAACUUCGAUGCAUCAUCGAUCGAAGACUUGAGUUAAAUCAUCAUUUUCGCGAGGGAGAGAGAAAGAAGAGGAAGGUGAUGAAGAUGCGAAACGCAGACUAUGUUAUUUUGAUCAUACAUUAAAAAAGAAAUUAAAGAGAGAGAGAGAGAGAGAGAGAGAGUAUCUGUAUGAGUGUACGUGUAUAUUUAGAAGAAGAGACAUACACGUACGUACUUCCAAUAGAUUCGAAAUUCAAGGAAAUAAAUUGAUAAGAAGGAAGCUUCGUGAGUAUAUAAAAAAAGAGAGAGGAGGUAGAGAGAAAGAAGAUAGAAAGAAGAAAGAUAGACAGAUAGAGAGAGAGAGAGAGACAGACAGAGAGAAAGAGAGAAUCGUUGGGUAUGUGCCCUGAUAAGGAAAGAGUAUUGACUAUGAGGUGUGCUGUCAACGAAAAGGCUGCUUAUGAAGAAGUUGAUCCUCCUUCGAUGAAAAAAAUGGAGGACGAGUUAAGGAUUGAAGGAGUCAAGGAAGAUCGAACAUCUCCUUCAGAGGAUUCUUCUUUGAGUGACCGGAUUGAAUAUGUUCCAAAGAUCAAGUGGUUGGACCUUUCCGCGCAAAUAUUCAUCCAUGGUGGUUGUCUUUAUGGAUUCUACCUCAUGUUCACGCAGGCGAAACUUUUGACGUCUUUCUGGGCUUUCAUAGUAAUAUACACUUCCGGUUUUGGCAUAACAGCGGGAGCUCACAGAUUAUGGUCUCAUAGGGCGUACAAAGCGAAGUGGCCAUUGCGAUUACUUCUAGUCUUCCUUUUUACGAUAACUGGUCAAAAGCACGUUUAUGCGUGGGCGUUGGACCACAGGGUGCACCACAAAUAUAGUGAGACCGAUGCCGAUCCACAUAACGCGAAAAGAGGUUUCUUUUUUGCUCAUGUAGGGUGGCUUUUUACGACACCCCACCCAGACGUUGUGGCUAAACGCAAAGUCGUCGAUAUGAGUGAUCUUGAAGCCGAUCCAAUAGUGAUGUGGCAAAAGAGAUUUUACAUACCUCUGUUUGCUCUUUUAACCAUUGGAUUACCGGUCGCCGUACCUUAUUAUCUUUGGUCUGAAACAUUCUGGACAUCUUUCUGGGUCAGUUUUAAUUUCCGAUUUUGCGUAACGCUCAAUAUAGCCUUCUUCGUUAAUAGCGUCGCACACAUGUGGGGUCAGAAACCUUACGAUAAGAAUAUCUCACCAGUUGAAAACAUUGCGGUCUCCAUAGCAGCACUUGGAGAAGGCUGGCACAAUUAUCAUCACGUGUUCCCAUGGGAUUACAAGACCGGAGAACUUGGUGAUUAUUCUUUCAAUAUAACGACUGGAUUCAUCGACGCUUUUGCUCGUAUUGGUUGGGCUUAUGAUCGGAAAUACGUCUCGCCAGAAAUGGUACGGCGAAGGGCUAAUAAAUCUGGUGAUGGUAGUCAUGUUUGGGGUUAUGGAGAUGUGGAUAUCUCUAAAGAAGAUCUUCAAGAAUUAGAAACGAUGGAUAAAAAAUUUUUAUAAAUAAGUAGUUCCUCUUUUAUUAUCUUAUAAUAUGCCCGGCGCACGAUAUAGCAGAAUCUUUGUCGUCGUUCUUAUUAUAAUCCUGCCGUCUUUUUUAUAUUUUCUAGAAAAAUAAAACUAUCUUAGGUUUAUAUAACAAUUUUAUAACCAUGGAAUAGCAAAGAACACGCUCAUGCGUUAUUAAUUGGAAGCAUAAAUAUAAUUUCGUGCAAUGAGAUAUAUGAGUAUAACAAUGAGGUAAAAAGGAAUAAAACGAAAAAAAGAAAACAAAAAGCUAUUUUUACGCUCUUUCGUUUUUUUUUUGUUUUGUUUUGGUUUAAUACAUACUAUGUAUUUCCAAAUGGGAGCACAAAAAUACGUUAGUUUUAAUAAAGUAUUAUUCAUUUUUGUUGUUAUUUCCGAUUGUAUGGAUAUACGUUUUGUAAUAGAAAUGCAACGGAUGUCAUAUGUUACUUUUGUUAAAAGAAUAUUAUUCUGAUUUAUUUGUCAUAAGACCAUUAGCUUAAUAAAUAAUGAAUAAAAUAAAAAAUAGAUUUUUCAAUCGCCAAGUUUUCACGGUAGAUUUUCCAUAGUAGUUUUUUUUUUCUAACGUUUAAAGAUUUGAUACAUACAUAAUGAAAAAAUAUAUAUAUGAUUUCUAUAAGAUAUAAGUACACGAAUAAUAUAUAUAUUAUUUAUAUAUAUAUAUAUAUGCGAUAUAUAUGUAAUUAUAAUAAUAUAUUCACGAAUCGUAUUUUUUAUAACUUGUUUGAAAAAAAAACAAAUGAUUAUGAUUUUAAUUCCAUUAUUUAUAAAUGAAAUCAAAAUAAAUCAUUUAUUUAUUGAUAAAAUAAGUGAGUAAAAUAAGUUUGAUAGAUUUUGUUACGAUAAUUAGAUUCCAUUUUAUUAUUGUAAUACUUCCAUGAGUGAAAUAUGAAACGUAAGCAUUCAUAGUAACCGAUACUUGUGUGAAUUCUAAAGGUGCAUAUCCACUUGUUGCGUAUUCUCAUAUCAUAUCUUCGUUAUAUAUCAAUAUGGAUAGACAAAGGACAAAUUGUAUCCUCUGUUUUUAUACGGAAGAAUGAUUUGUAAUAAUGAUACUAAAAUAUGCAACAAGUGGAUACGCAUUUUAAUAUAUAAAUUAUCGUGAAAUCUGCCUCGAAUUAAUAAUUUAUUGUCACUGAUGAUCACUAUCUUAAAAUAUAUGGAUCUUACAUUACAGAUUUUGGAUAAUUUUGUAUAAAUCUACAGGAAGUAUAUAUAUGUAUAGGCGUAUGCAUAUAUAUAUAUAUAUAUAUAUAUAUAUAUAUAUAUAUAUAUAUAUAUAUCGAUAAUACUUUUACUCGAUACUUCUUUUUGAUUUUUGAAUUUUUGUUCCAGCACGAAUAGAAGAACUUCGUUCUUAUUUCAAUAUUGUGAUACUAUUAAAUCAUUGUACAGUUACUUAUUAUAUUAAUAUAGUAAAUGCUAAUGAAGUAAAUGCUAAUGAUGAUACAUGUUUAAUAUUUAUGGAAUCUUAUAAUAAAAACAUAUUCUAUUUAUAUAAAAAAUAAAAAUACAAAAGAAGACAAAGGUCAUCAUUUCUUCGAAACACUUUUCAGUGAGGUAUUUUAGCACAAUCACGAUGUGAUUUCGAAAUGAAGGAAGUGACAUGAAAAUUAAGGCAGUGGUCGAAUAAACAAGAUUAAUUAACAUAA
Vespula vulgaris is the source of this 3489-nucleotide messenger RNA. RefSeq names its product acyl-CoA Delta-9 desaturase. Lineage: Eukaryota; Metazoa; Arthropoda; Insecta; Hymenoptera; Vespidae. The transcript is spliced from 6 exons. Gene Ontology annotation, cellular component: endoplasmic reticulum membrane. Gene Ontology annotation, molecular function: stearoyl-CoA 9-desaturase activity; iron ion binding. Gene Ontology annotation, biological process: unsaturated fatty acid biosynthetic process. The coding region runs from base 683 to 1813 and encodes 376 amino acids. The record is from RefSeq and is a predicted model, not a curated record.